AUGCUACCAAAAAACGAGGUUAUGUUACACCGUGCAGGAAAUAUCCUUAGUAUGAAUAUGAGGAUGUUAGUAGUACUCCUUAUGGUAACAGUGCAUGUAGAGCACGCAUUGCUGGAAAAGAGCUCGUCUAAAUCAUGCAAUUCACACGAAUUUCAAUGUGAUAAUGGUGCAUGCAUACCGGCGACAGGGCAUUGUAACGAUAUUCAGGACUGUGCCGAUGGAAGCGAUGAAUCUGGAUGCGAUUAUUACCUCUGUAAAGAACCGUUCUGGUAUCGCUGCAAGCACGACAGUACCUGUAUUAGUGGAUCUAGUCGGUGCGAUAAACAAAGAGACUGUUUGGGAGGAGACGACGAAGAAAACUGUGAUAACUACGAAGUACCACACAGGGCACCGCAGUGCAGUAAAGCGGAGUUUACCUGUACGGAUAAAGCCUGCAUUCCGGCAGAUCUUGUGUGUGACGGUACCGAGCAUUGUUUGGACGGGUCAGAUGAAACCAUUGGCUGUAUCGAUAUAGCGGCAAAGUGCAAAGGAUUCCUUUGCCACAACAAGCACUGCCUGAAGUCUAGCGGGUGGGUAUGUGAUGGCGUUGAUGACUGUGGGGACGGGUCGGAUGAAGAGCACUGCCUGCACGCUUGUACACUGGAGCAUGGGAAAUUCGAGUGCCACAACAAUCACACCUGUAUCGAUGUGGCGCAGGUGUGUAACGGUGCGGACAACUGUGAUGAUGGUAGUGACGAAAGCCCGAACUGUAAAUCGGAUGCAUGCAAAACGCUGAAAUGUGCUCCACAAACCUGUAAGGUUAUGCCGGACGGUAAGGCGGUAUGUUUGUGCGGUGUUGGCUACACGUUCAAUGCCGUAACGGGCAAGUGUCAGGAUGUGAACGAGUGCGAUCGUUAUGGAUUAUGCUCGCAGGGCUGUAUCAAUACACCGGGGUCGUUCCGAUGUACAUGCAUCGAUCAGUUUAAUCUAAUGCGCGACGGGCGAACGUGUGAACUAUCGUCCGGGACCGAAGCGUUGAUGCUGUACACCACGCAGAAAGCUGUCGGCGCAAUGUACCUUACGUCGAUGCAUCAGUAUUACGUUGCGAAAGAUCUAUCACAAGUGAUCGGAGUAUCAUACGACGGCAUGCACGUCUACUGGACCGAUAUCUCCCACAAAACGGAAUCCAUCGAGAGGUCGCUAGAAGAUGGCAGCAGUCGGCAACUGUUGCUCACUGCCGGGCUGAUCUCACCCGAGGAUUUGGCGCUAGAUUGGCUAACCGGUAACAUAUACUUCAGCGACAGCGGACAAAUGCACAUUGCCGUGUGUUCGAGCGAUGGGUACCACUGCAAAGCGAUCAUACAGGACCAGCUGCACAAACCACGUGGUCUCGCAUUAUUGCCUCAAAAUGGUACGAUUUUCUUCAGCGAUUGGGGCAACAAUGCCAUGAUCGGUAAGGCGCGGAUGGAUGGUAGCGAGCAGACGGUCGUGGUCAGUGCCGGUAUCCACUGGCCGAACGGGCUAACGCUCGACUGGCCCAACAAUCGUUUGUACUGGAUUGAUGCGAAGCUGAAGCGCAUCGAGAGCAUGCACUUUGACGGCAGCGAUCGUGUGGUGGUACUGUCCGAUGUGCUAAAGCAUCCGUUUUCGAUCGCCGUGUUUAACGAUCGCUUGUAUUGGUCGGACUGGGACACCAAAAGCAUACAAUCGUGCGAUAAAUUCACCGGCAAGACUCGUCAAACACUUGUGCGCGAUCGUAUGAUAUUCGAUGUACACGUCUAUCACUCUAGCGUGCAGCCUAAAGUCAACCAUGCCUGCCUGAAUAAUACCUGCUCACAUCUCUGUCUGUUAACGUCUAAUACCACCUAUGCGUGUGCGUGCCCGCAGGGUAUGGAGUUGCACCGAGAUAAGCACAGCUGUGUGAAUGUCGCCAAACGGCAAGAUAUAUUACUCGGCAUCGGUAACUAUCUGGUAACGCUGAAGCAUCAUCCAUUCGGGCGCCAUGAAACGGGCCGGGGCGAACAGCUGUUCUCCACCAUUAGUCGGAUGGCGUUCAACAGCCUUAACGGUGAGGUGUUUAUUGCGGACAAUAAGCAGAAGGCCAUCUACACGGUGGAGCUGGCGUCACUGCGCACUAGACGGCUCGUAUCGGACGGCAUCGGAAUGAUCUCAGCACUGGCUUUCGACUACCUAAGCAACACGCUGUACUGGUCGGAUGCCAAAUGGUCGACUAUUGUGAUAUAUAGUUUGCAGACCCAACAUCGAUCUAUCAUUCAGCACUACCUAGGCGACGAUGCACCGGUGGCGCUGGCACUUUUACCGGAGAUUGGCAAAAUGUUUAUUGCGCUGCGAUCAAGUACCGGACAUACGCACAUCGACCGGCAGGAUAUGACGGGACGGGGACCGCACGCGCAUGUGAUCGAGGACAGGCUCGGCAGCAACGGUACGAUCAGCUUUGCGGUGGAUCACGAUCUGCGUGCCAUUUUCUGGAGCGACAUGGGAAGGAAUCGGAUCGAAAUUACCAGCUACGAGGGUGACACGCGGCAUCUGUUCCGUGAGUAUCUGCGCCAACCGGUAUCGCUAGCGAUCAUUGGCAACGAGCUGUUUUGGACGUGCUACGGAUCGCAGCGGUUGUACUGGUCCGAUAAACAUAACGUUGGGGCAACGAAACGAAUAAUCGUCCAGCUACCGCCAAACAUGACCAUCCCCGAAAUCAUACCGAUCGCAGCGACCCAACCGACUAAACGGCACGAUCAUCCGUGCAUGAAGAGCAAUGGUGGAUGCUCACAUAUCUGCGUACCCGGCGGGCUGUACACUAGUGCGUGCGUUUGUCCCACCGGCAUGGUGUUCAAUUCGUCACUCAACAAACACUGUAUCGAUGCCGCGGACUGCGAAUUUCGGUGCGAAUCCGGUGAAUGUUUGAAGUUGAAAAUGCGCUGCAACGGACAUGUCGAUUGUAAGGAUCAAUCCGAUGAGCAGAAUUGUGAUCCCGGCAAGGCACGAAUGUCGGCCAACUGCAGGUGGAACGAGUUCCGCUGCACAGACGGUAGCAAAUGCAUCCCGAUGGAAAAACGCUGCGAUAAGCAGCACGACUGUGCCGAUUUAUCAGAUGAAGCGGAUUGCGACGGUUACGAUCGGUACGCGAAUUGUAGCGAGUAUCAGUUUACCUGCGCGAAUGGAUUCUGCAUCGAUGCUACUGGCCGGUGUGACGGCACACUAGACUGUGCGGACGGUUCUGACGAAGUGGGCUGUACGCAGCUGGCGAACAAGCACGACCAGGCAAUCAUUUGUCCGACGGAUAUGUUCCGUUGCAACGAUGGGCAGUGUAUCCCUGCUAGCUGGGAGUGCGACGGUAGUCCGGAUUGUCACGAUGCUUCCGACGAGCAUGAAACCUGCCAUCCCGCCAAGGUAGAGUGCCACGAGGGUUACUUUCGGUGUGCGCUUGGUUUUUGUAUCAAACAGUCCGUACUUUGCGAUGGGAACGAUGACUGUGGUGAUGGAUCUGAUGAGGAAAACUGCCCCGUGGACGGUGCACGGGAGGGACAGUGUAAGGAGGAAGACUACACCAACUCCACAGUAUUUCAUUGUAGCAAGUCCAACACUUGUCUCGAUAUCGCCGUACGCUGCAAUGGUUCUGCUGAGUGUCCGCACGGUGAAGAUGAGACAGGCUGUUCCAAUUGCGGUAUACGAGAUUUCCAGUGUGAUGAUGGUCAGUGCAUCCGUUUGGAAUGGCGGUGUGAUAAAGACAUCGACUGUAACGAUGGGUCGGACGAGGUCAACUGUACCAGCAGUAUGCGAACGCCGGAGAACUCACACUCGACCGAUUGCGGUAAAGAUACGUUCGAGUGCAAAGUGGGGGAAUGCAUUAAAAUGGCUCUACUGUGCGACGGUAAGCGCGAUUGCUCGAACGGACACGACGAGGAAGGAAAUUGCCCAUCAGCUUGUCUUGGUGGGCUUGGGCCAUGCGCUCAAAUAUGUCAGAAAUCGCCGAGCGGUUCAAUCUGUGACUGUUUGGAUGGGUACCAGCUGGCGGGCGAUAAGAAAUCCUGCGUAGACUUGAACGAAUGUGAAACAAGAGAGCCUUGCGGGCAGAUAUGCACCAAUGUGAAGGGUUCGUACCGGUGUUCCUGCCACGAAGGAUUUAUGCUACGGCCGGACAAAACAUCCUGCAAAGCGAUUGGCAAGCCACAGUACGUGCUGUACACGAGAUAUGAUCAAAUACGGAAGCUUACGGUGAAUCCACCACUGAUCGAAACUUUACUGCAGGCAAACGAUAGUCGAAUCAUCACCAUGGAUAUGGACAUCCGGCAACAGAAGCUUUACUUUGCGGCUGAGAAUAGUGCCGCACUGUACGAGAUGAAUCUGCAGACGAACGCAACGAAUGUGAUGACGAGCGUUGGCACACCGGACAAAAUAACCGUCGAUUGGAUUACGGCAAACGUUUACUUCGUCGAUGUCGCGGAACCGUCCAUCAAAGUGUGCAACUUCGAGCGGGCAGCCUGCGCCCGUGUAAUAUCCUUCACGCAGCGUAACUUCGUCAAGGCGCUAGCGGUAGAUCCAGUGAACAAGUGCAUGUUUUACUCGCUGCUUUAUUCAUGGAUUUUCCAGGUACCGCAUUCGAUCGUAUUUAAAGCCAGGCUGGACGGUACGCUGCAGGAAAUCGUUACCAAACAACCGGGACUAAUUUCCGCCGUCGCUGUGGAUCCUCAAAGUCAGUUGCUUUACUACACCGAGCUGAGCGGUAACACGCUGUGUCGUGUCAACUACUUAGGUCAGCAUUUAAAAGUGCUCGUCCGUGAUCAACCACACAUACUGAACCAUCCGCAGCAGCUGAGUGUGUUUGAAAAUCAGGCACUUAUCGUAAAUCAAGCGUCCGCUACCGUAGGACAGUGUCAACUGUUUGCCGGCUAUAGGUGCGAUCGUUUUAAUGUGAACGUUCCGCCAUCGAAACAUGUGUUGCUGGUUCAGGAAUCUCGGCAACCGAUGGCUAAGAAUUGGUGUGCGAAGAACUUGCACAACUGUACCCAUCUCUGCAUACCGGAAGAAGCUAAGGGUAAGUGCGUUUGCGAAAAUGGACUCGAAAUACAAGAAGGUGACAAAUGCCCCGAGGUUAAAGAUACGAUGCGACCGAUGAAACCGUAUCGCGUUGCGCCGCAGGAAGAAUCACGGACAGUGAGCGAAAGUACACCCGGGAAUGAAGAAAACAGCUUUCUGGCUAGCUUAUUACAUUUUAUGAUGUACGCUGUGUUAAUAGUGGGAAUAGGUGCUAUAGGGUUUUACGUUUACAGGCAGCGUUGCAACAAUAAGUUCGAUGUUAGCAUACAUUUCAACAACACCGAACUGAGCACGCUGGACAUUUCAGAGGUCGAACUGUACAAGACAGGAUCAAAUUUACUUACCUUCCAGGCGAAUAGUACUGAGGGUGAUGGUGCCGCCAGCAUUCCGGAUGGUUAUGAAAACGAUAGCUAUACCCAGAACAACACGAUCAGUGCCUCGGAUGUACCGUGCUACUACAAUUGUGGUGAUGAUUUGAACGAACGCUUAAUAGUAUAA
This is a messenger RNA of Anopheles marshallii, 5532 nucleotides long. RefSeq names its product putative vitellogenin receptor (gene yl). The record is from RefSeq and is a predicted model, not a curated record. Gene Ontology annotation, molecular function: protein binding; calcium ion binding. NCBI's taxonomy places the organism in Eukaryota, Metazoa, Arthropoda, Insecta, Diptera, Culicidae. The transcript has 4 exons. Bases 1 to 5532 code for a protein of 1843 amino acids.